Fukomys damarensis (Damara mole-rat) is the source of this 1593-nucleotide messenger RNA. RefSeq names its product creatine kinase U-type, mitochondrial. The coding region runs from base 159 to 1466 and encodes 435 amino acids. Gene Ontology annotation, cellular component: mitochondrion. Lineage: Eukaryota; Metazoa; Chordata; Mammalia; Rodentia; Bathyergidae. Gene Ontology annotation, biological process: phosphocreatine biosynthetic process. The transcript is spliced from 11 exons. The record is from RefSeq and is a predicted model, not a curated record. Gene Ontology annotation, molecular function: creatine kinase activity.
UCCGUCUCCAACCCUGCGCCUUCUCGGCGUCUUCCUCUGGUUUCUGAUUUAUUCCGCGGUUUCCCCGCGGCCUCCUCCCUUGGGAAGAUGGAGAGGUCGAAAGCAGAGGGAUUGGACAGUCGCCCUUUCACACUCCCAAAGUUCUGCUCCAGGGAGCUAUGGCCGGUGUCUUCUCCCGUCUGCCGCCCGCCCGCCCCGGGCUCAGGCUCCUGGCUCUGGCCGGAGCUGGGUCUCUCGCCGCUGGGCUUCUGCUCCUCCCGGAACCCGUUCGGGCAACCCGCGAUCGCCGGAGGCUGUAUCCUCCAAGCGCUGAGUACCCAGACCUCCGAAAGCACAACAACUGCAUGGCCAGUCACCUGACCCCAGCAGUCUAUGCACGGCUUUGCGACAAGACCACACCCACUGGUUGGACACUAGAUCAGUGCAUCCAGACUGGCGUGGACAACCCUGGCCACCCCUUCAUCAAGACUGUGGGCAUGGUGGCUGGAGAUGAGGAGACCUAUGAGGUAUUUGCUGAGCUGUUCGACCCUGUGAUUCAAGAGCGACACAAUGGAUAUGACCCCCGGACCAUGAAGCACACCACUGACCUGGAUGCCAGUAAGAUCCGUUCUGGUUACUUUGAUGAGCGGUAUGUCUUGUCCUCACGAGUCAGAACUGGCCGAAGUAUCAGAGGACUUAGUCUGCCUCCAGCCUGCACCCGGGCUGAGCGACGAGAGGUAGAACGUGUUGUGGUGGAUGCGUUGAGUGGCCUAAAGGGUGACCUCACUGGACGUUACUACAGGCUCAGCGAGAUGACGGAGGCUGAGCAGCAGCAGCUUAUUGAUGACCACUUCCUGUUCGAUAAGCCUGUGUCCCCAUUGCUGACUGCAGCAGGAAUGGCUCGAGACUGGCCGGAUGCUCGCGGAAUCUGGCAUAACAAUGAGAAGAGCUUUUUGAUCUGGGUGAAUGAGGAGGAUCACACCAGGGUCAUCUCCAUGGAGAAGGGUGGCAACAUGAAGAGAGUGUUUGAAAGAUUCUGCCGGGGCCUCAAAGAGGUUAUUGGGGGAUUAAAUGAAAUAAUGCAGGUAAUUGAUCCACAGACAGUCUCAGUGGAGCGGCUGAUCCAGGAGCGUGGCUGGGAGUUCAUGUGGAAUGAGCGUUUGGGAUACAUCUUGACCUGUCCAUCUAACCUGGGCACUGGACUUCGGGCUGGAGUGCACAUCAAACUACCCCUGCUAAGCAAAGAUAACCGAUUCCCAAAGAUCCUGGAGAACCUGAGACUCCAGAAGCGUGGUACUGGAGGAGUGGACACUGCAGCCACAGGCAGCAUCUUUGACAUCUCUAAUCUGGAUCGGCUGGGCAAGUCAGAGGUGGAGCUGGUACAGCUGGUCAUCGAUGGAGUGAACUAUCUGAUUGACUGUGAACGGCGUCUGGAGAGAGGCCAGGAUAUCCGAAUCCCUGCACCUCUUAUCCACAGUAAACAUUAACCCCCAUCUCCAGCAGAUGACUCAAGAUCCCCAGGACUCCUCCUCCCCAUUUAGGGGUGGAUGAUUCUAUUUGCCCUGGACCUGCCCUCCACCUCACCUCCAUCCUAGUAAAGACUCCUUGCUAUGC